GACAGUUUGAGUGGGUGUCGCGGGUGACGUCCAGAAUUCUUUAUUAAGAGGGGUCAGUGGGAAAUUAGAGAUGUGGUUUGGUGUCUGUUGGUGUUAACAUGGUGAUAACAAUCUUACUGUCAGCGCUCCUGAUGAUGAUGGCAGGUCUUGACGCUCGUGCGGCCGUGUCCGACCUAAAGGUCAGUGGGAAAUCGAUCCAUGGUGGGAAAGCCCUCCAGAGCAGUGAUCACGGGCGACACACUGCGAGGAAGCAGACACGUCGUGAGAAAAAUGGUGACAUGCAGAGGAGUUUGGACCCGGAUCACUUCAAAAUCGACAUAACCCCGACCACGAGCAAAACUAGCCUCCCCAGUAUUGUCAAGAUCAAACACCCUACUGCUCAACCUGCUCACAUGCACAUCAACAUGCCCCAGCGCUUUGGGCGAGAAAAUAUUCCUGAUUAUGACAAGCCAAAGCACAAAAUGCCCCAAAGGUUUGGACGGUCCGGAGAGGAAAUCCCAACAUGUGUUGAGCGUUUUGGAGACCCAGAACUACUCCAAAGAAAGUGGAGAAACAGUCCGUACUGGAGGCUUCUAAGGAUUCUAGCCAGUGACCAGUUAUUGACCACACGCUUGUACUGGUAGGCAACUAUAAACACAUG
Molecule: messenger RNA, 640 nt
Organism: Dunckerocampus dactyliophorus (ringed pipefish)
Lineage: Eukaryota; Metazoa; Chordata; Actinopteri; Syngnathiformes; Syngnathidae
Gene: npvf
Product: neuropeptide VF precursor
Exons: 2
Coding region: 99-623 (174 amino acids)
Biological process (GO): neuropeptide signaling pathway; negative regulation of gonadotropin secretion
Molecular function (GO): signaling receptor binding
Source: RefSeq, a predicted model, not a curated record